This is a messenger RNA of Fulvia fulva, 1656 nucleotides long. Its product is annotated as Postreplication repair E3 ubiquitin-protein ligase rad18. Lineage: Eukaryota; Fungi; Ascomycota; Dothideomycetes; Mycosphaerellales; Mycosphaerellaceae. Gene Ontology annotation, cellular component: Rad6-Rad18 complex; nucleus. Gene Ontology annotation, molecular function: ubiquitin protein ligase activity; single-stranded DNA binding. Gene Ontology annotation, biological process: protein monoubiquitination; DNA damage tolerance. The transcript has a single exon. The record is from RefSeq and is a predicted model, not a curated record. Bases 1 to 1656 code for a protein of 551 amino acids.
AUGGACGACGCCUACCAUGUUGCCGACUCGACUGACUGGCUCAACACGCCGCUGAAAGAGCUGUCAAGCCUGGAAAAUGCGUUACACUGCCAGAUUUGCAAGGAGUUCUACGACACGCCCAUGAUCACGUCAUGUAACCAUACCUUUUGCUCGAGAUGCAUACGAACGUCUCUGUCGGCCGAUGGCAAAUGUCCCGCAUGCCGAGCGGCGGAUCAGGCGAACAAGUUGCGCAACAAUUGGGCCGUGCAGGAGGUUGUGUCUACUUUCCUGGCCGCGAGACCGACCGCAUUGGCUGUGGCGCGGAAAGCGCAGGAAGAGGCAGAAGAUGCGCCGAAACGACCUGGCAAACGGAAGCGAGGCACCGCUGCAGACUUGGAUGAUGGUGACCAUGCUGCAUCGUCACGGCGAACAACGCGAAGCAAGAGUCGCAGGACAGCAGCUUCGCAAGACUCCCAGCCGGAGACAAUCGAGAUCGAGGAUAGCAAUGACGAGGGAGAGGAUAUCCCGCCGGAGCCAGAGGUGAACGAUGGCCUUGUCGAAUGUCCUCUCGCUUGUGGAAAGCGCAUGAAGGAAGAGCAAGUCUUUGGCCAUCUGGACAAAUGUGAAGAUGAGAAAAAGCAAGCAGCUAGAUCGAAGUCGCGGACACCCUUGACCGGAUUCGCCAUAUCGAGACCAUUGUCCAGCCAAAGCACGAGACCACAGGAUCGAAUAAACGAGCUCAACUAUUCCAUGAUGAAAGAGACAGCCCUCACGAAGAAGAUGAAGGAACAAGCUCUACCAGCCUGGGGUAGCAAGCAGCUAAUGAUAACGAGGCAUAAAGAGUGGGUGAAUAUCUGGAAUGCGAAUUGCGACUCGAAUCAUCCACGAUCAAGGCGAGAGCUGCUACACGAUCUCGAUGUCUGGGAACGGACUCAGGGAGGGAAGGCACCGAAUGCCUCAGGGCUAAGCAAUACCAUUAUGCGAAAGGACUUUGAUGGUUAUGCAUAUUCGCGGAGACACCAGGAUGAGUUCAGCAGGCUUAUCGCGGAUGCAAAGCGCAAGAAGAACAAUCCAGCGACGGAACCGGAGAAAGUGAAGGAAGUAGCUAUGCUCGAUGGGACUGACGAAUCGCCGCCGACCAGAAAUGGCGACACACACAGCAGUCCUUACUUCCAAGCUCCGGCCGGACAAGUAUCAAACGGCAAGACAGUACCUUCACUACGCACAGAGGAGUCUGGCGAUCCGACACCAUACGCAACACAUCCCGAAGCACUAGACUCCAUCCGGGCCAAAGUCGACGCCCUCAACCAAGGAAAAGAGAUAAUCCCCAUCAUGAACGAAGGCUUCAAGCCUCCACCACCAACCACCUCAACAUCAACAACUCCAUCGCAUCGUCGCACAUCUAGCACACCCCAACAACUCGACCCAGCCAGCGUCAUGAACAGAAUGACAACAGCCGGCACGCCCAGCGAGUCUCCAGGGCCGGCGAUCGCAAAUCUGAGCCGUCACUCCAGUAGAGACGAGCACUAUACGCAUCAACAUACCGGCUCGCCGUGUGAACUGCCUUCGCAUCUGCAUAAUGAUAGUUCAGAUCCGAAUCCGCCUAGGAAAGUGCCGAUGUUUACGGUGCCGCAGCAUGGUUUUGAUGAUAUGGAUGGAGCGGCGGAGGGACAUUGA